Messenger RNA from Amoebophrya sp. A25, 1053 nucleotides. The record is from the annotation of a GenBank genome assembly. NCBI's taxonomy places the organism in Eukaryota, Dinophyceae, Syndiniales, Amoebophryaceae.
CCUCGGUCGGCACCUGCUGGAAAGAUGUUUUCAUCAGUAUGGUGAAAAGAGUUUUCUCAAUGUAGUUCAGCCACGGGGAAGAUGACAACGUGCAGUACUACGGGGCAGGGGCUCCUUGGUUGGUAAAAGCAUUGAAAAACUGCUGUUUCCUUCAACUUUGUAACGCCGCUGAUGGCGCGUACGUGCGGGCUUUGCGUCGGAAUAUGCGUGCCUGGGUUGGUGACAGCGAUGCUGACAGCAUCAGGCUACUCAACCCGGACUCUAACGAUUUGAAAGGAGAUAAACAGGCAGCGCAUCCACUGCCAAUGACAUUAUGGGCACCCUCAACCCAUCUCGUACACCAUCUUUUAGCAGAUUCCUUCUCGGGGGAACAAGCUAACAGAUGUUCUAAAACUUGUGUUGCUGAUACCUCUAAUGACAUCUGAGGAAGCCCUUCGUUGUGUGGAGAGCCUUGGCAAGUGUGCAGCAGAUGACCCUGUUAUGCAGGCCGGUGCAGUCGUCGUCGCAUGUCUAGCAAAGCUGGAACUACGAGAGAUGUUGCGACAGCUUGAUGAAACGGAAAAGCACUUAGCGUUCCCAUUCGACAGCAAUGUUCCCGCUCCCGGUCCCGGGACGCCCUCCUCGAUCGAGCGAGGAGUUAGCACAAGGCGGACGUUUGAAGCGGAAAGGAAGCAGAUCUUCUCGGAGUUGAAGCAAAAACUCGCAGACUGUAAAGAAUUACGAGAAGACAUCUUCGAGAAUGGGAAGUUCACGCGUUUUCAUAGACAGCUUCCCCAUAUCGUUAUGCCAUACAUCAGCUCCUAUUUGAUGUUAUGACUCCUCUAGCAGGUGCGCGUGUGCUUGAUGUAGUACAUGGAUUCUGAAUGACGAGGACUGUUCUUGGGGCACAUGAUGCGUGCUGAGGAGAAGUAGCUCCACACGCGGGGCAACUACGGUUUAGAUGACCGAAGAGUGAAACCAGCAGUAACUAGCGGAUGUAGGACAACUACAUAAUCUAGUAUAUCUCGUAGCUAAAUUGCUCUAAGUCUUGUAGGAUUUUCGGAACCGAAGUAG